UCUCUGAGGCCAUCCAGAGCAUUUCCAGAUGGGAACUGGUACAAGCUGCUUUGCCUCAUGUCCUCCACUGCACCGCCACCCUGCUGUCGAACAGGAACAAGCUAGGCCACCAGGAUAAACUGGGUGUCGCUGAGACAAAGCUCCUUCACACCCUGCACUGGAUGCUCCUGGAGGCCCCCCAGGACUGCAGCAGUGAGCGUUUUGGGGGCACAGACCGAGGCUCCAGCUGGGGUGGCGGCAGCAGCGCUUUCAUCCAUCAGGUUGAAAACCAAGGUUCUCCAGGGCAGCCUUGCCAGAGCACCUCCAACGAUGAAGAAGAAAACAACCGAAGGAAGAUCUUCCAGAACUCCAUGGCUACCGUGGAGCUCUUUGUGUUUCUGUUUGCUCCUCUGGUACACAGGAUCAAGGAAUCUGACCUCACGUUCCGACUGGCCAGUGGGCUCGUUAUAUGGCAGCCCAUGUGGGAGCACAGACAGCCCGAAGUCUCUGGCUUCACAGCCCUGGUGAAGCCCAUCAGGAACAUCAUUACAGCUAAGAGAAGCUCGCCUAUCAACAGCCAGAACCAGACCUGUGAAUCACCAAAUCAAGACCCAAGACACCGAGAGGGGCUUCAGGUGGUCUGUGAAACAUUCCAGUCGGAUUCCAUCUCACCCAAGGCCACCAUGUCAGGCUGCCACCGAGGAAACUCCUUUGAUGGAAGUCUGUCCUCCCAAACUUCCCAGGAAAGAGGACCAUCACAUUCCAGGGCAUCUCCCGUGAUACCUCCAUGCCAAAGGUCCCGCUACGCCACCUACUUUGACGUUGCUGUUCUUCGCUGCCUACUGCAGCCCCACUGGUCUGAGGAAGGCACUCAGUGGUCACUGAUGUACUAUCUACAAAGGCUGAGACACAUGUUGGAAGAGAAGCCAGAAAAGCCCCCAGAGCCAGAUGUUCCUGUCUUGCCCAGACCUAGGAGUAGCUCGAUGGUGGCAGCAACUCCCUCGCUAGUGAACACACACAAAACCCAAGAUCUCACUAUGAAGUGUAAUGAAGAGGAAAAAUCUCUCAGCCCCGAGGCCUUUUCCAAGGUUUCGUUGACCAAUCUGCGUAGGCCUGCAGUCCCAGAUCUUUCUUCAGACCUUGGCAUGAACAUUUUUAAGAAGUUCAAGAGCCGCAAAGAAGACAGAGAGAGAAAAGGCUCCAUCCCGUUCCACCACACGGGGAAGAGGCGGCCCCGCAGAAUGGGAGUGCCAUUCCUGCUCCACGAGGACCACCUGGAUGUGUCCCCCACCCGCAGCACAUUCUCCUUUGGAAGUUUCUCUGGGCUCGGAGAAGACAGGCGAGGCAUCGAAAAAGGAGGCUGGCAAACCACCAUUUUAGGGAAAUUCACCCGGCGGGGCAGUUCGGACGCGGCCACUGAGAUGGAGAGCCUGAGCGCCAGGCACUCCCACUCUCAUCACACGCUGGUGAGUGACCUGCCAGACCACUCCAACAGCCACGGAGAAAACACCGUCAAGGAAGGUGGGUCGGAGGCGGCCCUGGCAGGCGGGAGUUCAGUACGAUCCCAGAUCUCCACCAUCACAGUUGCAACCUUCAAUACCACAUUGGCGUCAUUCAACGUAGGCUAUGCAGACUUUUUCAGUGAGCAUAUGAGGAAGCUCUGCAACCAGGUGCCUAUCCCGGAGAUGCCACACGAACCCCUGGCAUGUGCAAACCUGCCUCGAAGCCUCACAGACUCCUGCAUAAACUACAGCUACUUGGAAGACACAGAACACAUUGAUGGGACCAAUAACUUUGUCCACAAGAAUGGCAUGCUCGAUCUUUCUGUGGUUCUGAAGGCUGUUUAUCUCGUCCUGAACCAUGACAUCAGUUCUCGCAUCUGUGAUGUGGCGCUAAACAUUGUGGAAUGCUUGCUUCAGCUUGGCGUGGUGCCCUGUGUAGAAAAGAACAGAAAGAAGAGUGAAAAUAAGGAAAAUGGGACUGUGGAAAAAAGACCAAGUGAGGGAACUUUCCAGUUCAAAGGAGUAUCUGGAAGUUCUACUUGUGGAUUUGGGGGCCCUUCAGUUAGUGGAGCUGGAGACGGUGGAGAAGAAGGAGGAGGUGGUAAUGGAGGAGGUGGAGGAGGUGACGGAGGAGGAGGUGGAGGAGGUGGAAGUGGCCCCUAUGAGAAGAAUGAUAGGAACCAAGAGAAGGAUGAAAGUACACCUGUAAGCAACCAUAGGCUUGCCCUAACCAUGCUCAUCAAAAUAGUGAAGUCUUUGGGAUGUGCCUAUGGUUGCGGAGAAGGACACCGAGGGCUCUCUGGGGAUCGUCUGAGACACCAGGUAUUCCGGGAGAAUGCCCAGAACUGCCUCACUAAGUUAUACAAGCUAGAUAAGAUGCAGUUCCGACAAACCAUGAGGGACUAUGUGAACAAGGACUCUCUCAAUAACGUAGUGGACUUCUUGCAUGCUUUGCUAGGAUUUUGUAUGGAACCAGUCACUGACAACAAGGCUGGGUUUGGAAACAACUUCACCACAGUGGACAACAAAUCCACAGCCCAAAAUGUGGAAGGCAUUAUUGUCAACGCCAUGUUUAAAUCCCUCAUCACACGCUGCGCUUCAACGACACAUGAAUUGCACAGCCCUGAGAAUCUGGGACUGUAUUGUGAUAUCCGUCAGCUGGUCCAGUUCAUCAAAGAGGCACAUGGGAAUGUCUUCAGGAGAGUGGCCCUCAGUGCUCUGCUUGACAGUGCCGAGAAGUUGGCACCAGGGAAGAAGGUGGAGGAGAAUGAAGUGGAAUCUAAGCCUGUAGGCGGUAAAAGGUCGGAGGCAGGAAGCAUUGUGGAUAAAGGCCAGGUGACCCCUGCACCUGAGGAAUGUCGCAGCUUCAUGUCCGGUCGCCCCUCCCAGACUCCAGAGCACGAUGAACAAAUGCAAGGGGGCAACCUAGGACGGAAAGAUUUCUGGCGCAAGAUGUUCAAAUCUCAGAGUGCAGCGAGUGACACCAGCAGCCAGUCUGAGCAGGACACUUCAGAAUGCACCACUGCCCAUUCAGGGAACACCUCUGACCGGCGCGCCCGCUCACGGUCCCGCAGAAUUUCCCUACGGAAGAAGCUUAAACUCCCCAUAGGUAAAAGAAACUGGCUGAAACGAUCCUCCCUCUCGGGCCUGGCAGAUGGUGUGGAGGACCUCCUGGACAUCAGCUCUGUGGACCGCCUGUCUUUCAUCAGGCAAAGCUCCAAGGUCAAAUUCACCAGUGCUGUGAAGCUUUCUGAAGGGGGGCCAGGGAGCGGAAUGGAAAACGGAAGAGACGAGGAGGACAACUUCUUCAAGCGUUCAAUUGGUUGCCACAGUUUCGAUGACCAUCUGUCUUCCAACCAAGAUGGCGGAAAAAGCAAAAAUGUGGUGAAUCUUGGAGCAAUUCGACAAGGCAUGAAGCGCUUUCAAUUUCUGUUAAACUGCUGUGAGCCAGGGACAAUUCCUGAUGCAUCUAUCUUGGCAGCCGCCUUGGAUCUUGAAGCGCCUGUGGUCGCCAGAGCAGCACUCUUCCUGGAAUGUGCCCGUUUUGUUCACCGCUGCAACCGUGGCAACUGGCCAGAGUGGAUGAAAGGACAUCACGUGAAUAUCACCAAGAAAGGCCUCUCCAGGGGACGAUCUCCCAUUGUGGGCAACAAGCGGAACCAGAAGCUGCAGUGGAAUGCUGCCAAGCUCUUCUACCAAUGGGGAGACGCAAUUGGCGUCCGAUUGAAUGAGCUGUGCCAUGGGGAGAGUGAGAGCCCAGCCAACCUGCUGGGUCUCAUUUAUGAUGAGGAGACCAAGAGGAGACUGAGAAAGGAGGAUGAGGAGGAAGACUUUUUAGAUGACAGUAAGGAGACUCCCUUUACUACAAGAACCCCUGCUUGCACUGUGAACCCCUCCAAAUGUGGCUGCCCCUUUGCAUUGAAGAUGGCAGCAUGCCAGCUUCUCCUGGAGAUUACCACCUUCCUGCGAGAGACCUUUUCUUGCCUGCCCAGACCACGCACUGAGCCUCUGGUGGACUUGGAAAGCUGCAGACUUCGUUUGGAUCCUGAGCUAGACCGGCACAGAUAUGAGAGGAAGAUCAGCUUUGCUGGGGUCCUGGAUGAAAAUGAAGACUCAAAAGAUUCCCUUCACAGUAGUAGCCACACCCUCAAAUCAGAUGCAGGUGUUGAGGAGAAGAAAGAAGGGAGUCCUUGGAGUGCAAGUGAGCCCAGUAUUGAGCCAGAGGGAAUGAGCACUGUGGGCACGGAGGAAAACUACCACAGGAACAUGUCCUGGCUUCACGUCAUGAUCUUGCUGUGCAAUCAGCAAAGCUUCAUCUGCACCCAUGUUGACUACUGCCACCCUCACUGCUACCUGCACCACAGCCGCUCCUGUGCCCGGCUGGUCAGGGCCAUCAAGCUACUCUACGGAGACACCGUGGACUCCCUCCGCGAGAGCAGCAGCGUCAGCACUGUGGUUCUCCGGGGCAAGAAACAGAAAGAGUGCUCAGAUAAAUCAUGCCUGAGGACACCUUCUCUGAAGAAGAGAGUUUCAGAUGCCAACCUGGAAGGGAAAAAGGACUCUGGAAUGCUGAAAUACAUCAGACUACAGGUGAUGAGCCUGUCUCCUGCUCCCUUAUCUCUGCUAAUCAAGGCGGCACCAAUUCUGACAGAGGAGAUGUAUGGAGACAUCCAGCCAGCUGCCUGGGAGCUCCUGCUCAGCAUGGAUGAGCACAUGGCAGGGGCGGCAGCUGCCAUGUUCCUACUGUGUGCGGUGAAAGUCCCCGAAGCUGUGUCUGAUAUGCUGAUGUCAGAGUUCCACCACCCAGAGACCGUGCAGAGGCUGAACGCUGUCCUUAAGUUCCACACGCUCUGGAGGUUUCGGUAUCAGGUCUGGCCCCGGAUGGAGGAGGGAGCACAGCAGAUUUUUAAGAUCCCGCCUCCCAGUAUAAACUUCACCCUGCCCUCGCCAGUGCUUGGAAUGCCAUCCGUCCCGAUGUUUGACCCCCCUUGGGUCCCUCAGUGCAGCGGGAGUGUCCAGGACCCCAUUAAUGAAGACCAGUCUAAAUCCUUUUCAGCCCGGGCUGUGUCCCGCUCCCAUCAAAGGGCAGAACACAUCUUAAAGAAUUUACAACAGGAAGAAGAGAAGAAACGUCUUGGUCGAGAAGCCAGCCUCAUCACUGCCAUCCCCAUCACCCAGGAGGCUUGCUAUGAGCCCACCUGCACACCCAACUCAGAGCCAGAAGAAGAAGUAGAAGAAGUCACCAAUCUGGCAUCCCGUCGAUUGUCUGUGAGUCCAUCCUGUACCUCCAGCACUUCCCACAGGAAUUACUCCUUCCGCCGAGGCUCAGUCUGGUCGGUGCGUUCAGCCGUCAGUGCGGAAGAUGAGGAGCACACCACCGAACACACCCCCAACCACCAUGUACCUCAGCCCCCACAGGCAGUAUUCCCAGCAUGCAUCUGUGCAGCAGUGCUCCCCAUUGUUCAUCUGAUGGAGGAUGGUGAGGUGCGGGAAGAUGGAGUAGCAGUAAGUGCCGUGGCCCAACAAGUCUUAUGGAAUUGUCUAAUUGAAGAUCCAUCAACAGUCCUUCGGCAUUUUCUGGAGAAAUUGACCAUCAGCAAUAGACAAGACGAGUUAAUGUACAUGCUGCGCAAACUUCUCCUGAAUAUCGGAGACUUUCCUGCUCAGACGUCUCACAUCCUCUUCAACUACUUGGUGGGAUUAAUCAUGUACUUUGUGCGGACCCCCUGCGAGUGGGGGAUGGACGCCAUUUCAGCCACUCUGACUUUCCUGUGGGAGGUGGUGGGUUAUGUGGAAGGCCUGUUCUUCAAGGAUCUGAAGCAGACCAUGAAGAAGGAGCAGUGUGAGGUAAAGCUCCUGGUGACCGCUUCAAUGCCAGGUACCAAAACCUUGGUAGUUCAUGGACAGAAUGAGUGUGAUAUCCCAACCCAGUUACCAGUCCAUGAAGACACUCAAUUUGAAGCCCUGUUAAAGGAGUGUCUGGAGUUUUUUAAUAUCCCAGAAUCCCAGUCAACACAUUAUUUUCUCAUGGAUAAACGCUGGAACCUUAUCCACUACAAUAAGACCUACGUUCGAGAUAUUUAUCCUUUCAGGAGAUCAGUGUCUCCACAACUGAACCUUGUACAUAUGCAUCCAGAGAAAGGACAGGAGCUGAUUCAGAAACAGGUGUUCACCCGGAAGCUGGAGGAAGUCGGGCGGGUUUUGUUUCUCAUCUCCCUUACCCAGAAGAUCCCCACAGCCCACAAGCAGUCCCACGUCUCCAUGCUCCAGGAAGACCUCCUCCGACUGCCCUCCUUCCCUCGAAGUGCUAUCGAUGCGGAGUUUUCACUCUUCAGUGAUCCUCAAGCUGGCAAGGAGCUGUUUGGCCUCGACACACUUCAGAAGAGCUUGUGGAUCCAGCUCCUGGAGGAGAUGUUCCUGGGCAUGCCAAGCGAGUUUCCCUGGGGAGAUGAAAUCAUGCUUUUCCUCAACGUGUUUAAUGGGGCUCUGAUCCUCCACCCGGAAGACAGCGCCCUGCUCAGGCAGUAUGCAGCCACCGUCAUCAACAGCGCUGUGCACUUCAAUCACCUGUUCUCUCUCAGUGGCUACCAGUGGAUUCUGCCCACCAUGCUGCAGGUGUACUCUGACUACGAAAGUAACCCCCAGCUGCGUCAAGCCAUUGAAUUUGCCUGCCACCAGUUCUACAUUCUACACCGGAAGCCCUUUGUGCUCCAGCUGUUUGCAAGUGUGGCCCCUCUCUUGGAGUUUCCUGAUGCUGCCAACACUGGGUCCAGCAAAGGUGUGUCAGCUCAGUGCCUGUUUGACUUGCUACAGUCACUGGAAGGAGAGACCACAGACAUCCUAGACAUCUUAGAGCUGGUCAAAGCUGAGAAGCCUCUGAAGUCACUAGAUUUCUGCUAUGGAAAUGAAGACCUGACUUUCUCUAUAAGCGAAGCCAUUAAGCUUUGCGUUACCGUGGUGGCCUACGCUCCUGAGUCAUUCAGAAGUCUUCAGAUGCUGAUGGUCUUGGAAGCUUUAGUGCCAUGUUACCUCCAAAAGCUAAAGAGGCAGACAUCACAAGUGGAGACGGUACCUGCUGCCCGGGAGGAGAUCGCGGCCACGGCUGCCCUUGCGACGUCCCUGCAGGCUCUUUUAUACAGUGUGGAGGUCCUCACCAGGCCCAUGACAGCACCACAGAUGAGCAGGUGUGACCAAGGCCAUAAAGGGGCCACCGCAGCCAACCACACCAUGUCGUCUGGGGUGAACACCAGGUACCAGGAACAGGGCGCCAAACUGCACUUUAUCAGAGAAAACCUGCACUUACUGGAGGAAGGGCAGGGCCUUCCCAGAGAGGAACUGGAUGAAAGGAUUGCUCGGGAGGAGUUCCGAAGACCCCGGGAGUCGCUGCUGAACAUCUGCACGGAGUUCUACAAGCACUGCGGGCCCAGGCUGAAGAUCUUGCAAAACUUGGCCGGGGAGCCACGGGUCACUGCCCUGGAGUUGCUGGAUGUGAAGUCCCACAUGAGGUUGGCGGAAAUAGCCCACUCCCUUCUGAAGCUGGCACCAUACGACACCCAGACCAUGGAGAGCCGGGGGCUGCGGCGCUACAUCAUGGAGAUGCUGCCCAUUACUGACUGGACGGCCGAGGCAGUGAGGCCGGCCCUCAUCCUCAUUCUAAAGAGAUUGGAUAGAAUGUUCAACAAAAUUCAUAAGAUGCCUACUUUGAGGCGACAGGUUGAGUGGGAGCCUGCCAGCAAUUUGAUUGAAGGGGUUUGUUUGACACUUCAGAGGCAGCCAAUCAUAUCCUUCCUGCCUCACCUUAGGUCACUGAUCAAUGUCUGUGUCAAUCUGGUGAUGGGAGUGGUAGGACCCUCCAGUGUUGCUGAUGGAUUACCCCUUCUUCAUCUCAGCCCUUAUCUCUCACCACCUCUGCCCUUCAGCACAGCUGUUGUCCGGCUUGUAGCGUUGCAGAUACAGGCUUUAAAAGAAGAUUUCCCCUUAAGCCAUGUGAUCUCCCCAUUCACCAAUCAAGAGCGAAGGGAAGGGAUGCUUUUAAAUCUGCUCAUCCCAUUUGUGCUCACAGUAGGAUCUGGAAGCAAAGAUAGCCCGUGGCUGGAGCAGCCUGAGGUGCAGCUGCUGCUACAGACGGUCAUUAACGUGCUCUUGCCUCCACGGAUCAUCAGCACGUCCAGGAGCAAGAACUUCAUGUUGGAGAGCUCCCCCGCCCACUGCUCCACCCCCGGGGAUGCAGGGAAGGACUUGCGCAGGGAAGGGCUGGCAGAGUCCACCAGCCAAGCAGCAUACUUGGCCCUCAAGGUGAUUCUCGUCUGCUUUGAGAGGCAGCUCGGAAGCCAGUGGUACUGGCUGAGUCUCCAGGUGAAGGAGAUGGCCCUGCGGAAGGUGGGAGGCCUGGCCCUGUGGGACUUCCUCGACUUCAUCGUGCGGACCCGAAUCCCCAUCUUCGUGCUCCUGCGCCCUUUUAUCCAGUGCAAGCUUCUGGCCCAACCAGCAGAAAAUCAUGAAGAGCUUUCUGCCCGACAACAUAUUGCUGACCAGCUGGAGCGGCGUUUCAUCCCACGCCCUCUGUGUAAGAGCUCCCUCAUUGCUGAGUUCAACAAUGAACUCAAAAUUCUAAAAGAGGCAGUUCACAGUGGGUCAGCCUACCAAGGGAAGACAUCCAUCAGCACUGUGGGCACCUCCACCUCCGCUUACCGCCUGAGCCUGGCCACCAUGUCCCGCUCCAACACGGGCACCGGCACUGUCUGGGAGCAGGACAGUGAGCCGUCCCAGCAGGCUUCACAGGACACCCUGAGUCGAACCGAUGAGGAAGAUGAGGAAAAUGACUCUGUCAGCAUGCCCAGUGUGGUAAGUGAACAGGAAGCUUACCUCCUGAGCGCCAUUGGAAGGAGACGGUUCUCCAGCCACGUCUCCAGCAUGUCUGCACCUCAGGCUGAGGUGGGCAUGUUACCCAGCCAAAGGGUGGCAAGUGUACAGAGUGAGCCUGGCCAGCAGAACCUCCUCAUUCAGCAGCCGCUGGGGAGAAAGAGGGGCCUAAGGCAGCUAAGACGUCCUCUACUGUCACGUCAGAAGACUCAAACUGAACCCAGAAACCGCCACGGGGCUCGGCUGUCCACCACUGGCAGGAGCAUUCAACCUAAAACAAAGCCAUCUGCGGAUCAGAAACGAUCUGUGACCUUCACUGAGGCUCAGCCGGAGCCAGCAGGUGCCCCAGCAGACACACUUCCUGCUACAGCCCAGCCACAGGGCUGCAGCCCAGCCCCGUCCAGGAAACCAGAAGGGAUGGACAAACCGGUCCUCACGUCUUCCCCCACCACUGUCGUCGCUGAUCUUCACAGCCUGUCUCCCAAGCAGGGUGAGACCCUCCCAGCUGAAGAAGGAGAAAAGAAGGAGGACACAGAAGUACAAGGUGCUGCAGCACACAGCCCCCUCUCUGCUCAACUCUCAGACCCUGAUGACUUCACAGGCCUUGAGACAUCCAUCCUCCUUCAGCACGGAGACACUGUCCUUCACAUCAGUGAGGAAAAUGGCAUGGAGAACCCCCUGCUGGCCAGCCAGUUCCCUUUUGCACCCACUGGGCAGGGGCUGGGGGAGAGUGAUGUAGACCUAGAUGAGUCUCACGUUUAACUCUGCACCUUUUAAGAGCUGAAGGUGUAGACAGGAUGUGCAAGGGCUCAUGUGGCUAAAAGUUGAAAAACCUUUGCUUGGAAAAGAUGAAAACACAGCACUUUACACCCAAUGGUUAGCACAGAUCCCAGUAGAUUUUGCUGCCAGUGUGCAUAUUGUUUCAUAAACAUCUUUAAAAAUCAAUGGCUAAGAUGGUCUGGUUGUGUGAAGACUAUAAAAACCAGGGAGGAAUAAAGGGAAAGAGCCAUUUCACUGCACAUUGUUUAUGAUUCAAGAAGCCUUGAGCAGUUAAAAAUAUAUACUAUUACAGAGCUGCUUACUUAGAAAUAUUAACAAAUAAUGUCUUCUAAAAGGAGAAUGCAAUUUUUGAGGUUACAUUAUACAUCUCAUGCAAAUGUUUAUUUUUAUAAUUUCAAGAAUAUUAAAUCAGGUGGCUAUAUAAGUAGAAAUUUACGUAAAAAUAAUAAGGAAAUAUAAGUUUGGGGAAACUAAAUAGUAAGUAAGCUUGCAGCCAUUUUUGUUUUGAUCAACAAUGCAGCUAUUUAGAAGAAGAAAAAAAAUACUAUUUUUAGAGCUGUGGACUUUUCAAUAUUUAUUUUUUAAUUGUCAAUUUCAUUGCAUAUUGUAAAUCAAAAUGCUCAUACCAUAUAAGAUAAUUCCAUUUCAUAAUUAGUCACAGUAGAGAAUAUUCUAGAAAUUAUCAGACAUAAUUCUGAAUUAAGAAGAACCUAAACAGCCUAUACUAUGACAAAAAUUAAAUGUAAAUAUAAUAGCUAGAAAGAGAUGGCAUUCCUCCUUCUAGCCCUGACUACAUCAAUGCCAAGACUGGGAGAUAUUGGGAACCGUGACUACGUUCCCUCACUGCAUCCUGUGCCUGCCCUUGAGGGCGUAUUUUCAGAUGUUAAGGUUAGUGUUAUUAGAAUUGGUUCGAUAAAAUAACUUUUUCUUAGUGUUAAGAAUAUUCAUAUGAUCCUUUAGUCAUCAAAGUUUAUGAGGAGAAAAUACAAAGUGAGCAAUUUCUUUAUAGACACAGUCAGCUUGUUUAUUUUACUUUAACUUGAAGUUCAAUUACUUCAAGAAAAGUAUGAAACUUAGAAGGUUUGUGAGGCCAUAUCUAGUGUUAUUGAUCCUAUAGUGGGGCUUGGCCUCAUACAGUUCAAAAUUAAAUUUCAAAACUUUAACAGUUUUUAUUUGAAAACUGUUACAUAACUUCUAAGCAUACAAAAACACACACACAUACCUAAAUUGGAAUGCUGGUGGUGGUGUGUGUGGUUUCUAGUCCUCAAGUUGAAGUUCAGACAUUGAUUACAUUGCAGUGAAUUUAAAACCUAUACAUUUAAACUCUGACUACAUUGGCUAUGAAAUGAAUAUGUACAUAUAAAGGAGACCUAUUAAACCCACCCAAAUCACAAAGGAAAAUGAUUUUUCUGUUAGAAUUGCUUAUUAAGUAGGCCUUGUUUUUACUGUGAUCUACACGUUCAAAUAUAAUUUGAGGUUUUGGUCUCAUUCACUGAUAGAAUGAAAGUUAUCUCUGUGUUAAAGAUUAAAGGACAAAACUAAAAAUUUCAAAUCUAAAACUUCAGAAAAUAGAGGUGGUAAAUGACCUCUUCUAUGUUUCACAAUAUUUUCAGGACAUUUACACUUAAUGCUGAAUUAAUUCUCAAGUGCAAAAAUAUACAUAUAUGAGUGGUUUUGUGAUUUUUUUCUAAGCUAUAUAUUUCGCCUGUUAAAAAUUAUGCUGCUCCAUUAGUGCUAGAGGCCUUAUGUUUGGUAAUUACCAGUGUCUGGGCUAUAUGAGUCUCUAUAUAUGUGUGUGCUUUGUUCCAGUUUCUUGAUUCUUGAUUCAGAUUCUCUGUGUAUAGUCGUAUCAAAUAUUUAAAAAUAAAAGGGUCGAAGAAGAUUGUUAAAUAUCCAAUCAGAAUCCUAUAUACCUUUCUAUGUGUUUAAAAAGUAUUGGGCUGUUUUGAACAUGACUAUGCUGGCCCAUUUGCCUUUUAGCCUGACUCCUUCACUCUAGUGUUAUGGAAGUCUGUUGGAAACUUUUUCAAUAAGCUAAGUAAUGUUGUACCUUGCAAAAAAGCCUCCACUCUGACAAACAGGGCCUUAUAGAGUGGAAAUGUUUUCAUACUGGGACUGUGGAGAUUUUGCAGAUGUGUGCAUCUGUUCCAUUUAAGGUGCCCUUAAAUGUGUUGAAUGUAAUGUGUUAAAUGUUUAUGUGUAAUUGAUAAAAUACAUGUAUGUGCAUAAGAUUGUUACAAGAUGUAUUCUCAGGAAUACUGUUACCUGGAGUUUGAAGGAAUAAUUAUUAAAAAAAAAAAGUCGGGGAAGAUUAGAAAAAGUUCAAGAUAAGUUACAAUUUUUUGUAAUUCAAGUAUUAUUGCAUAGAUAACUAAAAGUUAAUUAUUACAUAUGAUAAAUACAGUACUGGUAAUACUAGAUCAUUUCUUAAGCUGUGAUAUUUAAUAAUAUUUAUCUUGUUCAGAGGAAAAUUAAAACAGACACUCACUUCCCAUAUAUAAAAAAUUGAGCUCCACCAAGAGGCUGCUUCUUCUGAAAUUAACUUUUGAGAGAUCUUAGAAUAAGCGUGUAUAUCCAUGAUAGUGGGUGGAGAUUUAUGCUACUCAGAUCCAAUUCAAGCAGUUCAAAUUCUGGAUACAGUACUUUAUAUAGCAAAACAUUUUACUUUCAUUUUUCAGUAUUUGUUGCUUUCUAUAAUUCUAUUAGAUUAAUUAUGUUUUUUUCCCCCAAAAAGACACUGAGUUAUUGAGUGCAUUGGGACAAGGCACUGAGAACUAUAGUGUCAAAAGGUAUAAAUGGGCUUAGCAAUGCUGGGGGAAAAAAUCUGUGGAGUUUAGGGGUCUGGCUGGGAGUAGCUGGUUUGCUAUUUCAAGCCUCCAAGCUUACCUUAGGCAGGAUAUCUCCUUCCUUCUUUAGUAGCUGUCCCUUUAGUCAAUUAAAAACAUUCUCACUCUGCUGUCUGGCUCCGAGAGUAUCUGAGACAGGAAAAGAGUGUAUACAGGGACCUACAGGGAAGAAAGGGUCAUAAAUAGAAUGACAGUCCAAAACAGAAAUUAAAUACCCUUCCUCAGAUUGAACAGGAGACUUGAAUAGUCUCCGGAAUUUGCUGCUAUCACACUGAGUCAUGCCCCGUGACCUCACACUUCCAAUUCCAUGGCCUUGUCUUGGCAGUGAAUAGAAAGUCCCACCUCCUCAUUUAUUUUAGUGGGUCUCAACUGCAGCAUUUCAGAAACAAAGUUUGGUUUGACACUCAGGAGAAUAAAAACAAGUUUAGGGCAGAAUGUGUUUGGAAAAACUUAAGACAAAUUUACUUAUGUUGUUUUAGGAUCUUUUAGGAUUACAGAUCAAUGUACCUCCAUAUUUUUCAAUAGUCACUGUGACUGCAGGAUGAAAAUCCUUUAUUAGCCAUUUUAUAGGUUAAAAAACAAAAGAUUGACUACACAGCCAACUUCCCUCAGAUGACUAUGAAGUUUGUUAUGAAUACUGAAUGACCAAAGAGCAUGGAAAAAAUGCAUAUGAAUAAAUACUGAAACGUUUAUGAAAGAUAUUUAUGAAAGAUUAGACUUCUGUGUUUGAAUAUGCACAUAUAAUAAAAUAAAUCUAAAAAUAUUAA
This is a messenger RNA of Vicugna pacos (alpaca), 13236 nucleotides long. NCBI's taxonomy places the organism in Eukaryota, Metazoa, Chordata, Mammalia, Artiodactyla, Camelidae. The record is from RefSeq and is a predicted model, not a curated record.